AUGAACAUGCUUGAACAGUGGCUUCAACAUGAAUACGCUCCUCCUACAGUGGACAACAAGGUCUUCAAGCUACCUCUGGUCCCAGAGCCAGCAAAGCCUAAACAGUUCCCUUACCGUGAUAGACAGGAUAUCGAGAUCAUCCUUCGUGGCGGGAAGUCGGGCCAGUACGCUCGACUUUGCAAGGAAAACGCGGAUCUCGAAGUCUCAUUCAAUCCAACUGAUGGCAACUUUACAAUAACUGAACGCGUUCAGGACCCGCAGGAGCCAUGUCACUAUCUAGAAGUGAUCGUUCAUCUCAACUGCAGGAACUCAGAGCUGCUAGAUAUAAAACAGUUCUCUGAAACUACACUCCUCAUAGCAUUUGCCGUCGCGGAUGGGAAGCGUCCUUGGAUGGAGUAUCGCCAGUCUGGAUUCCAAAGUGCCCGCCUACCAAGUCUACUUAGCCAAGCUAUCAAAGCAAAAUGGCCGAUCAGCUAUAUCAAGGUCCUUCUUCCACUUUCAAAACAUCCCCGUAGCUGGACCGCGGUUCUCACUCUUAUGACCUUCAAAGGGGUCGAUAGAAAGGAUUUGAAGGAGGUAGAGGACCUAUACAAGGCGGUGGAACGAUGCCAGAAUGAACUGUUCGGUAUCAGUCAGCGGCCCGCGCGUGCUGGCUCACUGAAGGAUUUGAUUGAUGAGGAAGAGGCAAUUCGCAAACAUAUCAAGUUAAUGAACCCAAAGACUAGGGCAGUGUGGAUAAAGCAUUACGAACAGCUGGUUGAUGAUAUUGCUAUUGCUCAGAAGCGAACCAUGUGGUUGAAAGAGUCAGACAGGUUGGCAAGAGAGCAAGAGGUCGUUUACGAGAAGGUUGAACUUGACAACUAA
This is a messenger RNA of Microsporum canis CBS 113480, 864 nucleotides long. RefSeq lists its product as uncharacterized. The transcript has a single exon. Bases 1 to 864 code for a protein of 287 amino acids. Lineage: Eukaryota; Fungi; Ascomycota; Eurotiomycetes; Onygenales; Arthrodermataceae. The record is from RefSeq and is a predicted model, not a curated record.